Messenger RNA from Xenopus tropicalis (tropical clawed frog), 1996 nucleotides. It is a transcript of the gene vasp, whose product is annotated as vasodilator stimulated phosphoprotein. Gene Ontology annotation, molecular function: SH3 domain binding; actin binding. Gene Ontology annotation, biological process: actin polymerization or depolymerization; protein homotetramerization. Gene Ontology annotation, cellular component: actin cytoskeleton; cytoskeleton; focal adhesion. NCBI's taxonomy places the organism in Eukaryota, Metazoa, Chordata, Amphibia, Anura, Pipidae. The record is from RefSeq and is marked provisional.
GCGAAAGAAAGGGAGGCUAGGGUAGGGGAGGAAGGCAGACAAAAAUAAGAAGGAAGAUAGAAAAAGAGGAGCAAGAGAGGGGUGACAAUUUUAGUCGGGGAGUUAGGAACCAGCAAGAUAAGAGCAGUGCUGGCACAGAGUUGAGCCCAAGCACCUCUGAGCCCAAGCAUGCGGGAGUAGCAGGGAAUACACAGGAAGGGUGGGGUGAGGAAGAGGGUUAUAGGAAAGGAUUUAAAGAAGAAAAGAUUAAGAGGAGAGGGGGAAUUGCUGGAGGCGAGGGGGCACAUUCCUUCCUGCAGGAGGCACAGACUCAUAUCGCAGCAUGAGUGAGACACCGCUGGUCACAGCUCGUGCCAAUGUCAUGGUCUAUGAUGAUUCCAGUAAAAAAUGGGUGGCAGCUGGAACUGGUGCCCAAGGCCCCAGUCGUGUCCAGAUUUUUCACAAUCCUACAACGCAAGCAUACCGUGUGGUGGGGAGGAAGAUGCAAGAUCAGCAGGUUGUUAUAAACUGCCCACUGGUGAGAGGUCUAAAGUACAAUCAAGCCACCCCCAACUUCCAUCAAUGGAGGGACAGCCGUCAGGUGUGGGGUCUGAACUUUGCCAAUAAAGAAGAAGCAGGGCAGUUUGCUGUAGGAAUCACACAGGCCCUGGAUGCACUGGAAACUGGUGCCAGUACGCGGAUUCCUCAAAAUGGCCCAAAAGUUGAAGAGCCUGAGCAACCCAGAAGGGUGCAACAGGAAAUUGAGCAGAGGAUUCAGAGCCCAGUUGCCCCGGUCAUGCCAACUCCUGCUCCUGCUGCUCCCCCUGCACCACCUGGCCCACCUCCUCCCCCAGGUCCACCACCACCACCAGGGGGCCCCCCAGGGGGCCCACCAGCUCCUCCAGCUCCCACUGGAGGUGGUCCCCCACCCCCACCCCCACUUCCAUCUGGGGGUGGAGGAGGCUCAAGUGGAGUUUCUGGGGGGCUGGCGGCAGCCCUUGCAACAGCAAAAUUGCGGAAAGUGGCCAAGAAUGAUGAUGCUGGUGGUGGAGGAUCCUCUCCCGUUGGUGGAGCACCUGCCAAGCCUGACAUAAGUCGCACAAGUGGUGGGGCAGCAACAGGAGGGGGUGGUGGAGGAGGACUGAUGGAAGAGAUGAAUGCAAAACUGGCUCGCAGGAAGAUGAUGACACAGCAAGGGGAGCGCCCACCACCCACCACAACCCAAGAUGAUAAUGAUAUUCAGGCAGGACGUGGCCAGAGUGACAUCAGCCGCCGCCCCUGGGACAGAGGAAGCACCACAUUACCAAGGAUGAAAUCCACAGUUGGGAGCACUGAGGUCGCACCAAGUCCAGAGGACUCUGACUCAAUGGAAAAAAUCAAACAGGAAUUGUUAGAAGAGAUGAGGAGAGAACUACAGAAAGUGAAGGAAGAGAUUAUUGAAGCAUUUAUACAGGAGCUGCGCAGAAGGGGUACCCCUUGAAUCAAGCCUUAUCUUUUGAGAUGACUCAGGCUCCACCAAUAGUGCUCUACUGAGGGACCAGCAUUCCUUCUUAUGCAGGGUCCCAUGUAUGAGGGAAAUAUGCAUUAUCUUGCACACAAAGUAUCUUGUGCUAAACUUACUCCUCUGGGCAUGCCUAAUUGUACUUAAUUGUACAAAAUCCUGCACUAAUCACUGCUGUAGUCAUACAAUACUGUACUAAUCGAGCUAUGUAAACAAAUGCUGUACUAAUGAGAUGCUGCACACAUUCCACAACUAAUUACUGCUAUCUACACAUGAUCCUGUUAAAAUCACUUGCUAGCUAAAUUGCAACCGGUACACAUUGCUGCACUUCACAUAGACAUAUUCAUUUUCUCUCUGCCCAUUCAUUCUUCUUCUUGCACACUAUGCUGUGCAGCUCUAAACGGGUUAGCAGAGGCUGUAUGCUUCAACCAAUAGGAAUUUUUUUUUUUUUUUUUUAUAAAUUUAUGGGAUAAUGAACGGGUUUUUUUUUUAAAAAUAAACAAAAAAACAUUUCAA